AUGGACACCUGGAAUACAGAGAGCUCCUCGUUCCAACAGGAGUACGGACCAUUCUACGAACCGGACCAGGGACCGGUGUAUCAUCAACUGGAACCACCUAUGAUCUACCCCAUGACACCCGGACCGAACUCCCAAGAAGCUCGCAUCCACAGACUGUCGAAGGAGGAGGCAGUCAGGUCCAAGCUGGAGAAGAGAAGAGAGAGGAACAGGCAGGCUUCGGCCAGGUAUAGGGAGCGGAAGGAGCAACUCCUGGCAUACCUGGAAGCAGAGACGAGGAAGAUGGCCCAAGAAGUGGCGGAUCUGGAGGCGCGGCUGCAGAGAGGCAUGAAAGAGCUGGCGCAGCUGAAGGCUGAAGCCAAUGGAGGCUACGAGGUGGUCACGCACAACGGCAAUCAGUACAUCGGGCUCUAG
Messenger RNA from Nezara viridula (southern green stink bug), 411 nucleotides. The record is from the annotation of a GenBank genome assembly. NCBI's taxonomy places the organism in Eukaryota, Metazoa, Arthropoda, Insecta, Hemiptera, Pentatomidae.